ACAUUAGGACAUCCUGUUUGCUGUCCAACAUCAACUUGGCGACCAUUAACUUUAUUGUACGAACAGGACCAAAAAAAAAAAACUAAGCCGAGUUAAACUUACUGAGACAUUGCAGUCAUUGCAAUGGUCAAUGUAUAAAUCAAAUUAAAAGUGAUAAAAAGUGAUAAACCUUGCUAUAUCAUUAUUUUGUAAGCCAGAUUGAUGUAUUAUUUGUAUACAUUAAGAAAAAUAUAAUUGUUGGUAAAGAUGCGUGAUGUGGAUAUGCUUAGGUGAAUAAUGUCCUGUUUCGUCCGCUAAGAAUUCUGUUUACGGUUGCUUACAGAGUAUGUGCUGAUGUACUGGCUGUCCUCUGUAAACCCAGUCAUAGACAAAGCCGUGGACAGUCAGAGCUAUGUUGCCCCUUAAGGAGAAGGACAGGACAAUUGUACAGACUCUGCUGAAAGCAGGCUGUUGCCCACGUUGUGUGCUUCGAUUCUGUUGUGUGGGUCUGCAGUCUGCCUACAGACAGCCAUAUCAGAUUCUGGAGGAUGAACUGCACCGUUUUGCCAAACCAGAUGAAAGUAGUAACCCUACUGCUGCAGCAGAAGAAGAGGAGGACCCCCCUUGUAAAAGAAUUAAGCUGGAGGGAGCAGAGAUCAGUGUAGCUGGUGAAAAGGGAACUGCUAUACCCCUGCCUGGGGACAGCUUUGACACCCAGAAAAAUGAGCAAAACGUUUGUGUGGUGUGUUUGGGAGUGCUUCAGGACUUCUGUGACAAAGACUUUGCCCAAAAAAUGUCCCGGGCAGUGGAUUCCGCUGGCUACCAGUUCAACAGUCUAGUUGUGUCAGUGUCUCUUCCACCCCAGCUGUCCGUGAGAGAGCAUUCUGUAUGGCUGCUAGUAAAGAAGGAAGUGGGGCUGAAGGGACUUUGUCUGGGAAAGGAUGACGUAAUCCAGAUCAAGGAGGCCUACAAGUGGCUAAUCCACCCUUUAAUCUCUCAAGAGCUUGGAGUACCUGUCAACGGCAAGAGCUCCUUUGAAGUGAGCAUAGCCUUUAUACACCCUGAGACUGAUGGGGACUGCCAUUUCCUUGCUGCUGCGUGCUCCGACUGCUUCAAACCAGCCAAGAACAAACAAUCUGUUUUCACAAGAAUGGCGGUGAUAAAGGCUUUGGAGAAGAUAAAAGACGCGGAUUUCCGCAAACAGUUUCCCUGUCCUCCAUGCCCCCCGGUUACAAAAUGUGUUGCCCAGGAUAUCCAGUGUCUUCAUUCCCCUGUCUUUAUUGCUGGCAGAUACAACAAGUAUUCCCGGACACUCCCGCAGACUCCCUGGGUGAUCGAUGGAGAAAGGAAAAUGGAGUCCUCUGUGGAGGAACUCAUCUCAGACCAUCUCCUGGCCACCUUCAGGGCUGACGGGUUUAAUUUUUCAUCUUCAGGAAGGGAGGAUGUUGAUGUUCGCACCUUGGGGAAGGGAAGGCCCUUUGCAGUUGAAUUACUUAAUCCUCACAGAGCAGUGUUCACGAAAGAUGAGAUCAAGAAGCUUCAGGAGACAAUCAAUAAUUCUUCUUCUGAAAAAAUAAAAGUACGGGACUUACAGAUUGUAACAAGAGAUGCAGUGGGUCAUAUGAAAGAAGGAGAGGAGGAGAAAACUAAAUCAUACCGUGCUUUAAUAUGGACUGAGAGACCUAUUCAGGAACAUGAUAUAGAAUUCAUUAAUGACAUUAAGGAGUUAAGAGUAAACCAGAAGACUCCCCUCAGAGUCCUACACCGGCGGCCCCUGGCUGUGAGACAGCGUGUCAUUCACACCAUGAAGGCCCAGUUUCUGGACGAGCACCACUUUCAGCUUCACCUGAGGACACAGGCAGGGACCUACAUCAAAGAGUUUGUCCAUGGGGAUUUUGGCCGAACAAAACCGAACCUCUGCAACCUGAUGAAAACUGUGACGGAUAUCCUUGAGCUAGAUGUUGAGUCUGUGGAUGUAGACUGGCCUCCAGCGAUAGAAGAUGAAGACACAUAUGAAUAGCACUUCACACUUUGCCUCAACAAGAAGCUAGACCCGAAACCCUGUACUACAGAUGUUAUAUUCUACCCAUUUUGAAGGGCUCUUGACUUUUUGUUACAUCGUACUCUAUAUGUAUUUCCAAUUUCAUUUAAAAUACAUACUAAUGUCCUUUAUGAUUGGUUAAAUAGCUGGAAGAACAAAAGUAACAAAAUAUUAUGUUUGCUGGAUUAAGUAAAGAUCCCUUUGAAAUCUUA
Lepisosteus oculatus (spotted gar) is the source of this 2232-nucleotide messenger RNA. It is a transcript of the gene pus10, whose product is annotated as pseudouridine synthase 10. Gene Ontology annotation, molecular function: RNA binding; pseudouridine synthase activity. Lineage: Eukaryota; Metazoa; Chordata; Actinopteri; Semionotiformes; Lepisosteidae. Gene Ontology annotation, biological process: tRNA pseudouridine synthesis. The record is from RefSeq and is a predicted model, not a curated record.